AUGUUUCAAUGCCAAGCUACAAUAAUGAGGCCAAAUGGCAGUCCCUAUCAGGGUGGAGUUUGUUUCUUAAUAGUUAAUUUCCUAAUGACUUAUCCCUUAAUACCACCUAAGGUUGCAUUUACAACAAGAAUUCAUCAUCCAAAUAUUAACAGUAAUGGCAGCAUUUGUCUUGAUAAUAUGGUCACAGUGGUCUCCAGCACUGUUUCUAAAGUACUCUUGUCCAUGUAUUCUCUGUUGUGUGAUCCCAAUCCAGAUGAUCCUUUAGUGCCUGAGAUUACUCAGAUCUACAAAACAGAGGAAAGUACAACAGAAUAA
Messenger RNA from Sciurus carolinensis (gray squirrel), 315 nucleotides. Its product is annotated as ubiquitin-conjugating enzyme E2 D3-like. Bases 1 to 315 code for a protein of 104 amino acids. The transcript has a single exon. Gene Ontology annotation, biological process: ubiquitin-dependent protein catabolic process; protein polyubiquitination. Gene Ontology annotation, cellular component: nucleus. The record is from RefSeq and is a predicted model, not a curated record. Gene Ontology annotation, molecular function: ubiquitin conjugating enzyme activity. Lineage: Eukaryota; Metazoa; Chordata; Mammalia; Rodentia; Sciuridae.